CAAAGGAAACCACUCACUCGUGACUCGCCCAUUCCAUCGUCGCUUCUUCGAGCAAGUUCGCGUAGUCAAGCAUGUGCAAGGUCGUGAUCACGAUCCCGUCGCUCGUCUGGCUGCGCCGCACCGUGCGGCGGUGGCGCUCCGGCAUCAAGGAGCGGACCACGGACGACGACGCCGCGGUGCCGCCGGGGCACGUGGCGGUGCGCGUGGAAGGCGGCGACGGCUCCAGGCGGUUCGUGGUGCGGCUGGCGCACCUCAACCACCCGGCGUUCCGGGAGUUGCUGCGGCAGGCGGAGGAGGAGUACGGCUUCCCGGCCGCCCCCGGUCCCAUCGCGCUCCCCUGCGACGAGGACCACCUCCUCGACGUCCUCCGCGGCGUGUCCUCGGCCUCGGACUCCUCCUCCUGCUGCGGGCCGGCCACGCGGCGCGGGCGCGGCGACUCGCGGCCGCUGCUACAGGGGAUGCCCGUGGAGAAGCUUGUCUGGUGAUCGAUCCGUCAGCCCCGCCAGCUGAAUCAACCUACGUACAUAUAAGCCAUUACUAGGCUGUGUCCAUUGCUGAUCAGAGCGAUGGCGAGGUGGUGAUUCAUUCGGUUUCUGCGAGUACGAGCAUGCAUGCAAGUCGGCACCGGCAGAUAGCUCGCGGGAAAAAGAAGGGCGAAAGCGGCUAGCUCGCCCGGCUGGCGCGGCCGAGAAGACCGUGCGCGAACGCACAGGCAGCAAGCGCCGGGGCAUCCGACUAAAGGGCGUCCUCCCGUGCUCUA
Messenger RNA from Phragmites australis (common reed), 760 nucleotides. RefSeq names its product auxin-responsive protein SAUR24-like. The record is from RefSeq and is a predicted model, not a curated record. Lineage: Eukaryota; Viridiplantae; Streptophyta; Magnoliopsida; Poales; Poaceae. The coding region runs from base 72 to 485 and encodes 137 amino acids. Gene Ontology annotation, biological process: response to auxin. The transcript has a single exon.